UUAAUUCCUCUAGUGUUACACAACAUUUCCUUUAAUGUGUGGAAUGAAUGAAUUUACCAUCUUGGGAAGCUGUGCAGGAAGCUUCACGAAAAGCGUCGCCAUAGUAGCGAGACUAGGGCCGGAGAACCCCCUUAUUUUCUUUUCUGCGCUCGGCCUUUCCGCGCCGGAACGAUUUUAGCUGCUCUUGCCGGAAGUGUGGCUAAGAGCCCCGGCUACGGGUGCGGGUGCGGCAGCGCGAGAACUCCCCGCAGUGGCGCGGCUGCAGUUAGGGUGAGGGUCCCAGUGCGCAGGCGCGCUCGCAUUCGCGGUCCCCAACGGACUCACCCGCGGCGGGAAGAAGGGACCACCCGUUCGAGGCCUUGGUCUCUCCCCCAGAGGAAGAUGCUGCUGCCACCUCCGUGCUCUUCCUGAGCCUCCAAGUUUCUGCCCCAUGGAGGACACUCCCACCUCCUUCAGCUGCUCUGACUGUGAACGCCACUUUCCUAGCCUCCCAGAACUAUCACGGCACCGCGAACUGCUGCAUCCAUCUUCCAGUCAGGACAGUGAGGAGGCUGACGGUGUCCCACGGCCCUACCGCUGUCAGCAGUGUGGGCGAGGCUACCGUCACCCAGGGAGCCUGGUCAACCACCGCCGAACCCACGAGACUGGCCUUUUCCCUUGUACCACCUGUGGCAAGGACUGCACCAAUCCCGUGGCCCUUAAGAGCCACAUGAGAACUCAUACUCCUGAGGGCCGACGCAGGCGCAGGCCCCCUCGCCCUCGCCCCAAGGAAGCCGCUCCACAUCCCCCGGGUGCAACAGUGUCUACUGACUCCUGGGCCCAAAGAGUUGGCCCUGCAGAAGACUGGGGAAACCAGAAAGAGCAUGCUGAAGAGACAUCUGGCUGUGAGUCUGGGUCUGAACCCAGAGUAGCUUCGGGCAGCUGGGAAGAUCCACCCGUCCAACAAGAAGCCUGGGAAAGCCAACCAGGUCCUGAGGAAGGUGCAGAGGACUGGGGCCCUUCCACCAACUCUGCCAGAGCCCCAGCACUCCCAUCACAAGCCAGCAACCUUCUUAGCAAUUUGGAACAGUAUUUGGCUGAAUCAGUAGUGAAUUUCACAGGGGGCCAGGAACCCACCCAGUCUCCUCCUGCUGAGGAGGAACGGCGGUACAAGUGCAAUCAGUGUGGCAAGACUUACAAGCAUGCUGGGAGUCUCACCAACCAUCGCCAGAGCCACACCUUGGGCGUCUAUCCUUGCGCCAUCUGCUUUAAGGAGUUUUCUAACCUCAUGGCUUUGAAGAACCACUCACGACUCCAUGCCCAGUAUCGGCCUUACCAGUGUCCCCACUGCCCUCGCGCCUUUCGGCUUCCCCGAGAGCUUCUAGAACACCAACAAUCCCACGAGGGAGAAAGUCAAGGGCAACUGUGGAAAGAGAAGGGGAUGCCCACUACCAAUGGGCAUAUAGACAAAGGCUGCCAGGACCAGCUCCCUAGUUCUCAGAUGCUGAAUGGCUCUGGGGAGCUCAGCACUUCAGGGGAACUAGAGGACAGUGGCUUGGAGGAAUACCGGCCUUUCCGCUGUGGGGAUUGUGGCCGUACUUACCGUCAUGCUGGAAGCCUCAUCAAUCAUCGCAAGAGCCAUCAGACCGGUGUCUACCCCUGCGCCAUCUGCUCCAAGCAGCUCUUCAAUGCAGCGGCCCUCAAGAACCAUGUGCGGGCUCAUCACAGACCUCGGCAAGGAACUGGGGAGGAUGGGCAGUCAUCCCUGCUGCCGGCUCCCCUAACUCUGGCUGCAGGCACCUCCAAAGAGGAAGAGGGGCCCGCCAGCACCCUGGACCACCGCCCUUAUAAGUGCAAUGAGUGUGGCCGAGCUUACCGUCACCGAGGGAGCCUGGUAAAUCACCGCCACAGCCAUCGGACAGGAGAGUACCAGUGCUCACUCUGUCCCCGCAAGUACCCCAAUCUUAUGGCCCUGCGCAACCAUGUACGAGUACAUUGCAAGGCUGCUCGGCACAGUGCAGACCCGGGGACUGAGGGUACCCCUGGCCGCCUCAAGGGGGAGCUGCCGCCUGAUUCGGUGGGAGCAGAGGCAUCCCCACCAACAGGUUCGGGGUCCUGGUGCAAACCCACGGAAGAGGCCCCUGCCCUCCUCCCAGCAGCAGACAGGACAGCACCACAGAUCUGUAGUGUGUGGGGGAUGUUCUUUGAAGACCCCAAGAGCCUUGAAAUUCAUAGCCGGACCCAUGAGGAAGGGGAGGAGAGCAGGACAGAGGCGCGGGAGUCACCUCCGCGUGCAUUUGCCUGCCGCGACUGUGGGAAGAGCUAUCGCCACUCAGGCAGUCUUAUCAACCACAGGCAGACUCAUCAGACAGGGGACUUCAGCUGUGGGACCUGCGCCAAGCAUUUCCACACCAUGGCUGCUAUGAAGAACCAUCUGCGACGCCACAGUCGACGGCGGAACAGGCGGCACCGGAGGCGAGUCGGUGGCGUAGGUGGCGAGGGAGAAGCCAAAGCCCCCUCCACUGGAAUCUGGGCUCAGGAAUCGGUAGGAGAUACUGCGCGCCUGGACUGUGGCCAGGAUCGUUCAAGGGAAAGUUCUAGUGGAGCCGAAGUCAACUUGGAAAAUGAUGAGGGCUGUUUGCAGGCUGACUCUGAAAGGGACAAAUGUGAGCUUGAAAGGGAUGAGGCAUGUCUCCAGAGUGACAGAGAGAGCAGAGGUACUGAGGAGGGAGUAGAGCAGAAGGAGUCCUGUUUCCUCGACAACUUGGAUGUUUCAGGUGAUGAGGAAAGCAGUGGGGCUCGCUUCUGUAACAGCCCGACUGGGAUGGAUGAAGAUCAAAAGCCAACCCCUGGCCAGCCCGGCCCUUCCCAUGGUGCCGAAGCUCUCAGUGACUGGCAGACUGAGGCCUCCCACACGUGUUCUGACUGCGGGCAUUCUUUCCCCCAUGCCACCAGCUUGCUGAGCCACAGGCCUUGCCAUCCACCUGGCAUCUACCAGUGCUCCCUGUGCCCAAAGGAGUUUGACUCUCUGCCUGCCCUGCGCAGCCAUUUCCAGAACCACAGGCCUGGGGAGGCAGCCUCAGCCCAACCCUACCUCUGCUGUCUCUGUGGCAUGAUCUUCCCUGGGCGGGCUGGCUACAGGCUUCACCGGCGCCAGGCCCAUGGCUCCUCCAGCAUGACUGAGGGCUCAGAGGAGGAGGGAGAAGAGGAAGGAGCCGCAGGGUCAGCCUGCAACCGGAGCCCCCCGCUGCAGCUCUCGGAAGCAGAGCUGCUAAAUCAGCUGCAGCGGGAAGUGGAGGCACUAGAUGGAGCUGGGUAUGGGCACAUCUGUGGCUGCUGCGGUCAGACCUAUGAUGACUUGGGGAGCCUCCAGCGUCACCACCAAAGUCAGAGUUCUGGUAACACCAUGGACAAAGCUCCCAGCCCCUUGCGGGAGGCAGGUGAUGCCACGGACAUGGCCACAGAUGGCGUCUUUGAGAGCACUAUGACCUCUCUCUCUGAGGAGUGUGGGGACACAAAGUCUGAUUUGGGAGUAGGCGCCAUGGCAGCAGACAACCUUUGUGUGCAGGGAGAGGAAAGUUCACUGGAGGCUGAGGCCCAGCCCCGCCCGUUCCGCUGCAAUCAGUGUGGCAAGACCUAUCGCCACGGGGGCAGCCUGGUGAACCACCGCAAGAUCCACCAGACCGGAGACUUUCUCUGCCCUGUCUGCUCCCGCUGCUACCCCAACCUGGCAGCCUACCGGAACCACCUGCGGAACCACCCGCGCUGCAAAGGGUCUGAGCCCCUUGUGCGGCCUGUUCCAGAGCAGGCAGGCAGCACUGAAUCCCAGGACAUGGAGGAGGGGCUGGGACAGGCCGAGGAGGUGAAGCUCCAGGAAGACUUUAAAGAGGAGCCCCUGGAGGAGGGCACCAGGGUGAAAGAAGAGGCCUGGGAGGAGACCACCGUGAAGGGAGAGGAGGAGCUGGAACUGAAGCUGGAGACUGCAGAGAAAGGCUGCCAGACCGAGGCCAGCACCGAGCGGCCCUUCACCUGUGAGGUGUGUGGCCGGUCAUACAAACAUGCUGGCAGCCUCAUCAACCACCGGCAGAGUCACCAGACUGGCCACUUUGGCUGCCAGGCCUGCUCCAAAGGCUUCUCAAACCUCAUGUCCCUCAAGAACCACCGGCGUAUCCAUGCCGACCCCCGGCGCUUCCGCUGCGGGGAGUGCGGGAAGGCCUUCCGCCUGCGGAAGCAGCUCGCCAGCCACCAGCGGGUCCACACCGACCGGAGUGGGAGUGGGACCACCCGAAAGCUGCCUCGGGAAGAUAGGCCCUUCCGGUGCGGGCAGUGUGGACGGACCUACCGCCAUUCCGGCAGCCUCCUGAACCAUCGGCGCAGCCAUGAGACAGGUCAGUACAGCUGUCCUACCUGCCCCAAGACCUGUUCCAACCGCAUGGCCCUGAAGGACCAUCAGAGACUGCACUCGGAGAGCAGGCGGAGGCGUGCGGGGCGCUCACGCCGGGUGGCUGUGCGCUGUGCCCUCUGUGGCCAGGGCUUCCCAGGCCGGGCGUCUCUGGAGAGGCACUUGAAAGAGCAUGAGGAGACCAGAAGUGGUCAGGAUGGCCCAAAUGGCGCAGAAGGUGGUGAGGAGAACUUGGCCGGUGGCCAGGAACAGAAAGUCAGCUUAGAUGGUGUUGAGUCAGUACCCCAGCUGGAGGCUGGCACCGUGGGGCCAGGGGGGCAGAGGCAGGGCCCCAUCACGGCAGCAGCUCCAGAAGCCGUAGAGUCAGUAUCUUGGCUGGAGAAAGCAGAAGGGUGGGGAGAAGAUGGGGGACCAGUGAAGCAUGAUGGACAGUGGGUGCCUCAGGGUCAAGUACCAGCCGAACCAGAGGACGAGGCAGGAGGUAGUGUCCCCCGGAGUCCUCGCCAUCUUGCUGAUGGUCAACACAAUGGGCCUCAUCUGAGUCAUGUGAAUAACUGGGACAGUGGAGAUGCCCUCACUCAGCCAGAGAGCCACUCCUUGUCUUGCAGCCGUUGUGGCAAGACUUUCCAGUCAGAGGGCCUGAACCACGGUGCCCACCGACCAGAAAGCCGCUGUUGCCUGCUCUGCUCCAAGGAGUUCCUGAAGAGCCACAGUCCUAAUCACGGAGCUGCCCAUGCCUGUGCCAGCCCCAAUUGUGGCAAGACCUUUGAGUCCCACCACGAGCUAACCACCCACCUGCAGGCUCAUUCCGGGGCCCUCAGUCAGACAGAGGCAGCCAGAGGCCCUGUGGCCAAGGAGGACGAAAUGGCUGUCCCUGGUGAAGGGCAAGUCCUGUCAGCACCCUCGAGGGUCUCGGGAGAGAAUGCCAGGAGUGAAGGGACGCCAGGACAAGGAGUGAAGUCCCCAGUGGCUGCAGAUGAGGAGCGGCCCUUCCGCUGUGCCCAGUGUGGGCGCUCCUACCGCCAUGCCGGCAGCCUGCUAAACCACCAGAAAGCCCACACCACUGGCCUCUAUCCCUGCGCCCUCUGCCCCAAACUUCUCCCCAAUCUGCUGUCCCUUAAGAACCAUGGCAGGACCCACACAGACCCUAAGCGCCACCGCUGCAGUAUCUGUGGCAAAGCCUUCCGGACAGCCGCCCGGCUGGAAGGCCAUGGACGGGUCCAUGCACCCCGGGAGGGGCCCUUCACCUGCCCCCACUGUCCCCGCCAUUUCCGACGCCGAAUCAGCUUCCUGCAGCACCAGCGGCAGCACCAGGAGGAAUGGACAGAGUCCAAUUCUGGUGCCCCAAAGGCGGCGGCGGCAGGCAGAGGGGAUUUGUCAUUAUCCCCUGCACCCACCUCCUCGACCCCACUCCUGGACCCUUCACCCCAGUGGCCUGCAGACCUCAGCUUCUCCCUCUGAACUUCAAGUCUCCAAAGAUCGGAAUUUGGCGGGAUGGUGCAGGGACAGAAGUGAUCUCCAGGUUUUUCUCAGGAGUAGUUGGGGCAUCCUCAUGCCUUCUCUCCCACUGAGAAGAAGACCCCCCCCCAUCUGGUUCUGGGUGGGGGGGAACCCCCGGCCUGCCCUCCUCACUCUGCUCUUCCUGCAAGAAACCAGGGCGGGGCAGAGACCAGAGCUACAGGUGGGGGGCGCUGCCUGUGGAAGGGGAGCCUUUUGCUACAAUUUGUAACUUAUUUUCUAAAGUCUAUUUUGUAACAAUUUAUUUAAGUUUUAAAAAA
Sorex araneus (European shrew) is the source of this 6159-nucleotide messenger RNA. RefSeq names its product zinc finger protein 646 (gene ZNF646). Lineage: Eukaryota; Metazoa; Chordata; Mammalia; Eulipotyphla; Soricidae. Gene Ontology annotation, cellular component: nucleus. Gene Ontology annotation, molecular function: DNA-binding transcription factor activity, RNA polymerase II-specific; RNA polymerase II transcription regulatory region sequence-specific DNA binding. The transcript is spliced from 4 exons. Bases 431 to 5842 code for a protein of 1803 amino acids. Gene Ontology annotation, biological process: regulation of transcription by RNA polymerase II. The record is from RefSeq and is a predicted model, not a curated record.